AUGUUUUUCCAAAGUGGUGGUGACGCCGAUGUCCAUGGCGGCACGAACAUGUCCACUGAGGACGACUCAGACUUACUGGUAUUCGGGUAUGGCUGCCGCCUGUUUCACAAUGAUGCCGCCGCCAAGAUGGUGAACCGUGGCGAGACGUUGAUCCCGUGGCAAGGUGAUAACUCCCUUCUCAUCGACAGGUACGAUGGCCGUGCUCAUUUCUUCAGCGCGUCUGAAUUCUUGCCCACCGUACCGUCGCGGGAAAUCAGCUGGAAGCAUCCCGACGCGGACAUUGAGCGCCUUCUCGAAGAGGAGAGGUACCGAGAUGCCCGCGCUGAUGCCAUGGAGCGUCGUGUGGCAGAGGAGGAGGUGCAGAAGCGUGCACUACUGCCUCUGACCAGGUACUCGGAGCAAGCUCCCGCCUACGACACGCCACCAGAACAAGCUACGCCGCCCGCUGGUGCUGGUGAUCAGGCUGAUCAGAAUGUCCAAGAAUCAGUCAUCUCGCGCUUGGCCAGUACGAAAGCGAAGCCCGCACCGUAUGCACUGGCACCAGCGUCCACCGUAUCAAAGGUGGCAAGCAGUGGCGAUUACCCAGCAGAUGAUACAGCAGCUGAUGGUACUAGCUCUGCACAUGCGACUUCACCAGCCUCAUCAUCGGCUGGCGUGGAGGAACAAACACCAAGUGAGCCUGGUGAUGCUGCAACACCACAGGAAUCAGCGGAUACUGAUGCUGCUGAUGCGGAUGCUGCUGCUGCUGCUGAUGCUGCACAGCGUGCAUUGUUUGUACCGCCCGAAGGCCUGAAGAUACCGUCCGGAACAGAAACGCCAAGCAGUCGCAGAAUACUCAGUUCCAGUUCCUGGACUUUGGUCACCCCCUCAACGCCUACUACAAACUACUUGAAGAAUAUUGCCAGUGGUGUGUAUCGACCUGUUGCUGAGCAGCUGAAGGAUGACCAACAGAUGGGAUCCUCCAUCAAAGGGACACUGGCACAGCAAGACUUUCAGCCAGUUGUAGUUCACGCCAAACCCGUCGGCAGUAGCGGUGGAAGUAACAAAGCGGAGAAGAAAGGCAACGCAGCGAACAAUGACACCGCGUCCACCGACAGUAACACGGAUGGCCGCAGUAGUGACGACGAUGACACCGACAGUGAAGAGGACGAAGGCUUCAGCGGUCUUCACCCCAGCCUGUUUGCCGCGUCGCACCGUCCCGCAACAACAACAACGCAACAAUCUGCCAAGCCCAAGCAAGCACAAGCGCCGGCGUCCGCAUCGAGAACGGCCGCCAAACCGAAGCCGGUGUCCGCUGCUGUUGCCGCUGCAAACACGCGCAAAGAGGCCAUAGCCCUCGUGGCAGCCAAGCGCAAGAAGUCGGCAUCUGAAUCGGAUCACGCUGCGAAGCGCGGUGACACGGUCUCUCCCCGUGUUGAUAGCGGCGCACCGCAGAAGAAAAUCAUUACGGCAAAAGAUCUCGUCGCAAUGCGCCUCGCCGCUGCCACCAAUCCACUCGCUCGGCCCACGGUGACCAAGAUGGUUCCCAUAGCGACGGUCGGCGAGGUGACACGCGACGUGAGCACGGCCCCGAGUAGUAAUCGCCAUGGUGACAAUGGUAGUGGUGGUAGUCGUGACAGCGGCAACGUGUUCUCGUCAGCACCUGAAGCAGAGUCGAUGUCUGCUGCGUCUCCAAGGCGACGGUGUGACGGUGAUUGGCCUGAAUUGGGAAGCGGCGACAGGACACCGGAAGCAGUGACAAGUGAUCGCCAUGGCAUUGGCGAAGACCACCGCCAUGACGGCGACGAUGAUGACCCUCAAGAGGAGGAGGAGGAUGUGGACGGCGAAGACAUGCUGGAGGAGUGGCCCACUCGAGACAUGCUUGCGGCGGUGGCGGAGCAAGAAGCAGCCGAUACCUCGUCCGGUGUUGCUCCUUCCCACAGUGGUGGUGCUAAUGGGUGUGGGCAACAGCAACAGCAACAGCAACAACAACAGCAGCCAUCAUCAUCACAGCAGAGUGGACCGGGCAGUGGUGAUGGUGGUGGUGGUGGUGAGUUGAGUAGUAGUCUUGCUCCGCAGUCUGUGUCUAACCCUGGUUUCUCACAGGCCGGCGGCGGCGGCGGUGGGGGCAAUGGCAGCAGUGGCAUGACCUACCCGGGACCAUCGGCAACCCCGGCCGCGUAUCAGUAUCCAGUUUCGGCUGCCGCCGCUCCUACACACGCUCACAAUUCCUACGCCUAUGCGCAGCAGUACGGCUCUUACUACGCGCAGCAGCAGCAACAACAGGCGGUGCACAUGAGCGCGGGCAGUCAGGGCGUGUCGUUCCCGGGAGCGGAUCCGUACGUACUGGCCGCCAUGCAGGCACCGCCACCGCCACCACCGUCGGACGACGGCGGCGUUAGCUCUACUAUCCCUGCAAGUACUGCAUGCAUGUGGCCUACACAGCAGCAGCAACAACAGCAGCAGCAUGCAAUGAUGGCUGGUGGCGUGAUGCCCGGGCAUGGUCCUGCCGUAGUGUCAGUCAACCUGCCGUUUGUUCCCCCGCCGCCUCCCGACGACGAAGACGAAGAUUAUGAUAAUGAGUCAGUAGCCAGCCCUGCUCUUCCCGACUCCUGUCCAGAUGCCCCAACGGAGGACGAGAUCAGAAUCGUUAUUGACAAACUGGCAGAGUAUGUCGCACGCAAUGGCCGCGAUUUUGAGAAAUGCGUUGUGGCCAAAGGUGAUCCCAAGUUCAGCUUCUUGCGUCGCCGCAACCCUCUCUACCCGUACUACGCCUGGCGGCGUCGUGACCAGCAGCGUGAGCUGGCUAAGCAGGCCGCCAGGGAAGCCAAACCGCUCAGCUCGUCCAAGACGAAAACCAGCUUGGGCACGGUCAGCUUCAAGCUGUUCAAGAAGACAAACACUGCGUCCAGUGGCCUGCAACCGGGCGUGCAGUUUUCUGACGAUGAUAGUGAGGAGGAGGUUGAGGAGGUUGAGGAGACGGCCGGCAGCUCUGAGCGGAAGGAGAGGGGAGCAGAAGGAAAUGAGCAGCAGGAGCCGGUCUCACUACCGCAUCAACACCAACUGCACCAACAAAUCCCAAUGCUCGGUGCUUACCCAAGCUAUCACGGCAGUGUUGCUGCAACAGGUUCUAAUGCUGAAGCACGGCCAUCCGGUGUCAUGUUGAAUUCCUCAUCGUCAUGGUUACCACCAGCCGGCCAACCAGGUCACCAGCACACACCCAUGGUGGAAGAAGAUGGCACAGGGCCUGGUGAAGAUUCUGCGGCGGCUGCGUCGUCGGAUAUUCAAGCAGAACGUCGGCGGCGGGCGUCUGCCUUCAAGCAGCGUAUGCUUCGUCAGCAGCAGCAGCUGCAGGAGGGCGGUGAGCAAGAGCAACUUGCAUCCUCCGACAACACCGGUGCUCCCGAAUUCCCCAUCAGCGCCGCGUAUUCCGGCUACGGGGAAAACGAUCGUAGCAGCAGCGAAUCACAUCCCAGAAGUCAUGCAAUGGCUGCAAGAGUUGCUCACGCGGACGCUAUGGGGGGCUCAGUGAUGAUGUCCCCCCGGGUUGAUGAUGGUGUGCGUGCCGAGCGAUCUGUAUCGUCGGUACCAUGGCAACAGCAGAGUCAUCCUGCUGCCGUCACGAUGCAUGCCGAUGGGGAGGUGCACCAUGACCACGCGAGUCGGCCGCACGUCCCCAGUGGUGCUGAGCGACACGCUCCACCGCCGAGAGCACCACCGCAGCAGGCACUGCCUCGCUUCCCGGCACCUCCAGCCAUGUCACCGUCCAUGCCUCCACCUGUGGGGUCUGCACGCAUGCAGCUGGCAGCACCGCCGCCUCGCUAUCCUCAAGCAAACCAGACCGUGCCGCCGCCACAUCACCAGCACCACCACCAGCAGCAACACUCGCUGAGUAGACCCCCUGCUGCAUCCGGCGCCGUCCCGCCACUGUCCUUUCCUCCUGGUCAGCCACCGCGGGGGCCAUCUCUCGGUGCUCCACCACCUCUUGCUCCACCGUCGUCGUCGGCGACCACCAAUCUCUCCGGGCAGCAGUCUUCGUUUCCGCCACCGUCGUCGUUGGCACAGCACACGUUCUCUGCUACGUCGGCAUCGCCCGCCUGGGCAGCGUCUGUGCCGGCACCUGGUAAUCACCCGCCGCCAUGGCAGCACCCACCAGCACACACUGUACCACCAUCGCAUGGGUUACCGUCAUCAUCACAAUCUUCAGCAAUGCCAGCCGGUGUAUCUAUGUCACCGGUCGUGACCGCUGCUCCGCCACCACACUUAGCGUCCUCCUCCUCCUCCAGCGCUCCCCAGCCUGUGCACGUGCAAACACCAACGGCGGCAGCUGCUGCUCCCGUGACACGGACCCCGCAGAUAUCCGCAGCGCCCGUGCGCUACGACACGAAGAAAAGCUAGAUAUACUGACCUGGCAUCCUGGGACGACAAAGCCGCCCCCCCCCCCCCCCCCCACACACGCACAUGUGCAGGCCAUCAUGGUGUUGAUUGAGGCUAGUCAAGCCAUUGUACUUUUUUUGCCAGAUGAGAAUCCAACCCCUGCAUCACAGCUUGCACUGGGAGUAACGCUAUGCAAGGGUUGCAGGAGUUGGAUUUUAUACGCCAAUCAAGCUCUAUUCAAUUAUCCCAUUGUGUUAAAGUUUGUUUUCAGCAAUGAUCUGCAGCUGGCUGCUCUUCACUUGUUAGUUGAAAGGUACUGUCGUGUCCUGCCCUUAUCACGGAGCCCUGAAAACCGGUUUUUCUGACCUCCCUGUUUGCCGCUGUAAGGAACAGCAACCUCCAUUUUUUAUUCAUUGCAGAUGCCAUAGGGUUGUGCUUCUGAGUUCUCGUUGUGUUGUUUCAAUGUUCCAGAAAGAACGGUCUUCUUGUGGUGUUGUCUCUGCUGCUGGUCUUGCAGUUGCUGAUGCAGAUGUCAGCGUUGUUGCUACGA
This is a messenger RNA of Sycon ciliatum, 4906 nucleotides long. RefSeq lists its product as uncharacterized. Gene Ontology annotation, biological process: mRNA 5'-splice site recognition; RNA processing. The transcript has 10 exons. Bases 1 to 4377 code for a protein of 1458 amino acids. The record is from RefSeq and is a predicted model, not a curated record. NCBI's taxonomy places the organism in Eukaryota, Metazoa, Porifera, Calcarea, Leucosolenida, Sycettidae. Gene Ontology annotation, molecular function: RNA binding.